UCAGAAGUCGAUAAGGCGCUGUCGCCUUUCGUCAAUUCCAGGGAAGAAACGUUAAAAGUCCGAAGGGUCCUCUCAAGAUACAUGGCCACUUCGCUGGGCCAGUUCAACUCUAGCACGAGCACAGGAUAUCCGCAUUUGAGCUUUGAGUGCCCUUUUGAUUCUUCCAAGGUCGUACCUAAGCUCUCGGAUUCAAGGCAAAUCAGAUUCCAAUACAUCAACGCCCUCCAAGCACGAUCAAGAGCCCAUGCCCGCCAUCACGAACUCAAGUCUCUGCUUGAUGAUCUUCGCAACGGUCAUUUCAUUGAACUACCUAGCCAGACUCGUGCUCAGUACGAUAGCGACGUCACGCGAGGCUAUGUGUGCCUUCUUCGACAACGAAGCCGUUUCUCCUCGCUCCAGGUCGUCCAGGCUUCUCUUGAAAAGCUUCUCAAUGUUAAUCCCGCAAGUACUCCAAAUGACCCUAGAUCUCUCGUGAGAGACGCUGUAGGAGAGCAGCCAGGUCUUCCCUUGCAACCAUUAGAACUUCUCACACGCUACUCUGAUGUCGAAGACUGGGUCUUCAAAUUAAAAAAGCAAGUUCUGGAAUCGAAGGCGGCCAUGAAUGGCGCCAACUCAGCCCGAGCGGAAGCAAAGAUAAACCCACAAGCGGUUCUAAAUUUGAAACAACAAGUCUAUGCGCUUGGUUGUGCGAGAGACGAGAUAGUGGCGUGGGUGCAAGAUGAAUUAGCUAAGUUUCCAGAGGAGUCCGAAUUUCUUGAAAACGCAUCUCCACUUAAGCAAAGCGGAGACCAAAGCGCUGCACUUGACACGGCUUUGUCCGAAUCUCAUUUCAGAGAGGUGUACAAUCGGUACACAACAUCCCGCGCAAGUUUACUCGAAGCCCUCGAUUCCAUCAACAGGCCGGCGAGAGUAUGCCAGGCUUGGCCAGACAGGAUAAAUGCGCAUACUCAGGGAGAGAGCCAAUCAUUCAACCACUCAAACCCGCCUACCACCAUCACAAACGUGCUUCCACAGCUUCAAUCUCUUGCUACGAGUUUGCGGGAAGAGCGGGCUCUACUUCUACAAGCCGUUUAUCUACAGGUCCAGUUUUCUCUCGCGGCAGAAAAGGCCAAUGAUUCUCUUUCCCGCCUUUCGGAAGAAAGUCACCUCCUUCCAUCGGGCUCUAAAGAACUAGCAGCCUGGGCGCAGACUGUAGCGCAGGCAGAAUCAGCCACCGGGCAUUUUGUUACUGCAUGGCUAGAAGAUAUUCUUCAAGAAGUGAACAGCAUAUCAACAAUUGGUGACCUCUCGUCUCUACAAGAUCAGGUGUUAGCCCACGCGUAGGAGCAUUUGUGUGCACCACAUCCGCAACCAAUACGGAACAUUAACAGGAAGCUCUGAUUAGGUGCAUGUCUUGCUGGAAUUAGAGGGGGCAUUGAUAAACUUCAAAUUUGUAUCCCAAGUCAAUCCAUGGGGUUUUGUCUUACACAUCAACAUACAAUACAUUACUAUCUGUUGUUGAUGUUGAACCUGAUGAUUCUAGAGAGACC
Molecule: messenger RNA, 1529 nt
Organism: Lindgomyces ingoldianus
Lineage: Eukaryota; Fungi; Ascomycota; Dothideomycetes; Pleosporales; Lindgomycetaceae
Exons: 1
Coding region: 82-1323 (413 amino acids)
Source: RefSeq, a predicted model, not a curated record